Chiroxiphia lanceolata (lance-tailed manakin) is the source of this 2126-nucleotide messenger RNA. It is a transcript of the gene DDX28, whose product is annotated as DEAD-box helicase 28. Gene Ontology annotation, molecular function: ATP binding; nucleic acid binding; RNA helicase activity. The transcript has a single exon. Lineage: Eukaryota; Metazoa; Chordata; Aves; Passeriformes; Pipridae. The record is from RefSeq and is a predicted model, not a curated record. The coding region runs from base 1 to 1632 and encodes 543 amino acids.
AUGGCGCUGGGCCGAGGCGGGACGGCGGCCGCGCUCCCGCUGCUGCUGCCGCGGCGGCCCGCGGGCACCGGGGCGGCGGCGGCGGGCGCGGAGCCCCCCGGGACCGUGGUGCGCAUCCCCUGGGCCCUGCGGGUGCGCCUGCAGCGAGGGGCGCAGCGCCGGCGGCGCGGGCACGGGGAGGCGGCGACGGCAGCGCGUCCCGGGAAGCUGCUGCUGCGGAGCCGGCGGCCGGAGCUGAGCCAGCCCCGCUGGCAGACAGUGGGGCGCUGGGAGCAGCCACCGCUGGUGUCAGCGGGCUGGAAGCACAGGAAGGCGUGCGGGGAUUACUUCCAGCUGGAGCCCUCGCAGGAGGCGGCCCCCGCGCUGCAGGCGCCACCAGCCGAGGCGGGGCAGGGCCCGACCUUCGCCGAGCUGGGGCUGCAGCCGGCGCUGCUGGCCGGGCUGGAGCGGCUCUCCAUCGGCCGCCCCACGGCCGUGCAGCGCCUCGCCAUCCCCGCGCUGCGCCGCGGCCGCAGCGCCCUGUGCGCCGCCGAGACCGGCAGCGGGAAGACCCUCGCGUACCUGCUGCCGCUGCUGGACGGGCUGCUCGGCCGCCCCGAGGGGCCGGCGGCGCCGGCAGGGCCAGCGGCGCCCCGCGGGCUGGUGGUGGUGCCGUCGCGGGAGCUGGCGGCGCAGGUGGGCGCGGUGGCGGCCGCGCUGUGCGCGCCCGCGGGGCUGGCGGUGCGCGGGCUCACGGGCGGAGGGGCCGCGGGAGGGCUGCGCAGGCAGCUGCGGGCGCCGCCGCCGGGCCCCGCCGUGCUGCUCGGCACCCCCGGGGCGCUGCGGGAGGCGCUGCGCCGGCGCUUCCUGGCCCUGGCGAGGCUGCGCUGGAUGGUGCUGGACGAGGCGGACACGCUGAUGGACGACUCGUUCACGGAGCUGCUGGAGGAGAUCCUGGCACACGCGCCGCUGGCCGCUGGAGCCCCCAGGCCGUCCGGACCGGCGGAGGAGAGGACCCAGGUGGUGGUGGUUGGAGCCACCUUCCCUGCGGGGCUCAGCGAGACGCUGGCGAAGUUCACAGACGUGAGCAGGUUUGUCACCCUCACCACCCAGAGCCUGCACCGCCUGCCGCCUCACGUCCAGCAGAAGUUCGUCCGCCUCAAAGGCCGGGACAAGCUGCCCGAGUUGCUGCAGCUGUUAAAGGAGCACCCAUCAUCUGGCGGGGCUGUUCUCAUCUUCUGCAACAGUGCCAGCACUGUCAACUGGCUGGGCUAUAUCCUGGAUGACCACAGAAUCAGGCACCUGAGGCUGCAGGGACAGAUGUCAGCAGCUGCUAGAGCUGGCAUCUUUGCCUCUUUCCAGAGGGGUGAUGUGUCUGUCCUUGUCUGCACUGACCUUGCCUCGCGGGGUCUGGACACCAGCAGCGUGCAGCUCGUGGUCAACUAUGACUUCCCAGACACCCUGCAGGACUACCUGCACCGUGUGGGGAGAGUUGGACGAGUUGGGAGCAAGGCACCUGGAGCUGUGGUUAGUUUUGUCACCCAUCGGUGGGAUGUGGACCUGGUACGGAAAAUAGAGACUGCAGCCCGGAAACGGACAGGCCUCCCGGGAAUGGACUCCUCCAUUAAUAAACCUUCGCCUAAAGGAGGCUGAUUCAAGUUGCUGGGCAGUACUAGGUGGCCUGGUAGGGACUCACCUUGAAGUCCUUAAGACAGAGUGAUUGAGCUGCUGUUUGUAAAGUUGACUGAGAGAAUUGAGUUUCAGAGCCAGGUGUUCAGGUUAACUUUGUGUACUGUUCCGGAAGCUGCAGUAGUCAUUUCCAUACUCAUCACAACACACGGCUUUGCAAAAGGAAGCUAGUGAGUAACAGAAUGCUUUUGGAGAGGACUGAAGAAUGACCUCAUCAACUGAUUUGAUUUUGUUGAGACUUAAACUUAAAUUCAAAUCAGAAUGAAAGUAUGCCUGUAUGAUAUGCAGCUCUGUUACAUUUCAUUGCUGCCCACCACUAGCAGCUAAACGUUCAUUAUUAAAACUUAAAAAUUACUACUGUGGCAGGAAAAAAAAUGGAUAUAACUUUGACCUGUCAUAGAUACACGUAGAAAGGCUAAAGGACAAGUGAUGUUUGAUUUUCUCGUGGUUUAGCAGUU